UGUAUUACUUUAAUCUUUCGUUAGGCAUUCCGGUAGUAUAUUAGGGGUCACUGGUCCCCCUAUAGCUCAGGUACCUCGAAAUUGCUAAAGCCGUACUGUAACGAUAAUCAAACAUAGCUGUUUGCCCUUGAGAACUAAUAAAUACAAAAGAGUAUAGUAAUAAUAUUUAGUAUACGGAAGACAAAUUUGUAGUGUGGAAUUCAACAAUAUUCUGGAAAAUGUAUCGGACCUUACAGAUAUUAAUUUAUUUGACAGUAAUUUUAAAUAUAGGAACAUUUUAUUCGUGUACUUCAUGGAUUUUACGUAGUACUUGUACUAUAUCAAUUGGAAACUAAUUCGAAAUAAUACUUAGCGUCAUCUGUAGGAGAAAGGAAAAGUUUAACAAAAUUCGUGACAGAUGCGCAUAUCAGUGCGUGUUACGUGUUUGUGUGUACAAUGUUGUGUUCAUUCAAAAUGUGUGAUUAGUAUUUAAUUUUGAACGUUUAUAAUUAAGGAACAUAUUUGAGAACUAACUUUCCUCUGACCGCGUUAUUUAUAUAGUCGACAAAAUGAGUACAAAACCAAUUUUUGUCAAACCUGGUGACAGUAUGUGGCAAGAAGAUAAACCAGAUAUUGAUGCCCAUUCAUGUACACAAUUUGUAUAUAAUGCACAUCAUUCUCUUGCACUUGAUAUGCAGCGACAAAGAUUACCCACAUUCAGGUACAAAAGUCAUAUUGUUUAUUUACUGGAAAAGUACCAAACAUUAGUCUUAGUUGGAGAAACUGGAUGUGGAAAGAGUACACAGCUUCCUCAGUAUCUUCUUGAAGCAGGAUGGUGUACAGAUGGAAAAAUGAUCGGUAUCACAGAACCAAGAAGAGUUGCAGCUACCUCUUUGGCCAGUCGCGUUGCCGAUGAACGUAAUUGCAUUUUGGGCACCGAAGUCGGUUAUUCUAUUCGCUUCGAUAAUUCUACAGACGAAACGACAAGAAUCAAGUACAUGACAGAAGGAAUUCUCCUUCGUGAGUUAAUGAGCGAUCCAUUACUGACAAGCUAUUCCGUCAUCGUUGUAGACGAAGUACACGAAAGGACCCUACUCACUGACAUUAUAAUGGGAUUAUUGAAGAAAAUAAUGCGGAAACGAAGAAGCUUAAAAGUUGUCGUUUGCUCGGCCACAGUCGAUGCGGAACAAUUACGAGAUUUCUUUAAUACGAGCACGACGAAAGACACCGCAGUCAUAAUGACCGUCGAGGGUCGACUUUACCCAGUAGACAUUUUCUUUGUUCGAGAGCCAGUAGCAAAUUAUGUCACCGCCGUCGUGGAUACCGUUUUGAAAAUACAUGUGAACGAAGAGCCCGGCGAUAUUUUAGCGUUUCUUACGGGUUUGGAUGAAGUCGACCAAGCGGUUUCUCUUUUAUCAGAACAUGCACAACUUAUAAAAGAAGGCAAACUGAAACUUUUACCCUUGGCUAUGUAUGGAUCUCUUCCGAAUUCAGAGCAACUUAAAGUAUUUUGGAGGGCUGCCAAAGACACUCGUAAAGUUAUCGUAGCAACAAAUAUAGCGGAGACGUCUAUCACCAUUCCAAACAUCGUUUAUGUAAUCGAUUGCGGUUUUGUUAAAAUUCCGUGGUUCGAACCAGAAACUCAGACGAAUUCUCUUGUUAUUGUUCCCGUAUCGAAAGCUUCCGCUGACCAACGUGCUGGUCGAGCUGGUCGCGUUCAACCAGGAAAAGCCUAUAGAUUGUACACAGAGGAAGCAUAUAGUGAAUUGUUUGAGGCAACGCCGCCAGAAAUGCAACGAUCCGACUUAGCACCCGCAAUCUUACAAUUAAAAGCUUUAGGCAUCGACAACGUAUUGAGAUUUAAUUUCCCUUCUGCUCCACCUAGCAAAAAUCUACUCACUGGAUUGGAAUUACUGUACGCGUUAGGUGCAAUUGACCGCAAUGGUGAAUUAACGACCCCUUUAGGCAUGGCAAUGGCAGAAAUGCCAUUGGAACCUGUUUUGGCGAAAUCUCUUAUGGUAUCAGGAGAAAUGGAAUGUUCCGAGGAAUUGUCAACUAUUCUUGCUAUGCUUCAAGUACAAAACGUUUUCAUAAGGCCAGCUGGUGGUCAAGCUGCUAUAAGGGCCAGAGUGGCGCAUAGAAAGUUCGAAGUUGAAGAAGGAGAUCUCCUAACGAUGCUCAAUGUAUAUACUGCUUACGAAAAAAAUAAAAUAUCCAGUUGGUGUCAGAAACAUUUUCUUAACUACAAAGCGUUACGACGAGCUACGGAAAUUCGAACACAAAUGCAUUAUAUGAUGAAGAGAUUAAAGAUACCAUUGGUUUCUUGUAAUGGAAAUGUACAACAAAUUUUGAAAUGCAUAACCGCUGGGCUUUUUCCAAAAGCGGCAUAUUUAAGUUAUACUGGGGUAUACCAAACUGUGCGUGGCAAUAGGGCUCUACAUAUACAUCCAAAUAGUUGUUUAUAUACACUUCAACAACCCCAAUGGCUACUUUUCUGUGAAGUUCUACAGACGAAUAAAACAUACAUGAAGGACAUAACUGUGAUACAACCAGAGUGGCUAUUAGAAUUAGCUCCUCACUUUUAUGAAAAGACUUCCCUUGAAACUAUUUAAUAUAAUUUGUAUAAAUCGCCAUAAUAAAAUGAAAAAAAAAAGGAAAAUUUAACCGAAUUAUGCGAAUAUUUAAAACAU
Molecule: messenger RNA, 2669 nt
Organism: Hylaeus volcanicus
Lineage: Eukaryota; Metazoa; Arthropoda; Insecta; Hymenoptera; Colletidae
Product: probable ATP-dependent RNA helicase DHX35
Exons: 12
Coding region: 549-2591 (680 amino acids)
Cellular component (GO): intracellular anatomical structure; catalytic step 2 spliceosome
Molecular function (GO): RNA binding; ATP binding
Source: RefSeq, a predicted model, not a curated record